AUGGGUCUCUCAUACACUAACCUUCGUGCCUCUCAUCCCGUCGGUGGAGUGCUUAUAGCAGACGACGAUGAAAUAGGCCAUUAUGCUUGUCUUUUUCAUGAUGGUCUCAGCGUACCACCAACGGUCACACAAGAACGUUUUGAUUUAGCGAUAACAUUCGUCGGUAGUACUACUGAUACAUGUAUUGUAUCCUUUCCGAAACCGAGCAUGACAUGGUUAAGAUAUAUAUUAGCUUUACUUUUAAAUAGUGGUAAAGUGCGAUCUGAGAAAUUUAUGAGAGAACACGUAAUCUGGCCCGAAUUGCAAGACUUUACUAAGGAACGAUUGGAACCCUCGUCAGUGCAACUUAUUCUGGGUUGGUUAGUAACUAACCGAAAUGAUAAUAUUCUUAAUUGA
Molecule: messenger RNA, 396 nt
Organism: Didymodactylos carnosus
Lineage: Eukaryota; Metazoa; Rotifera; Eurotatoria; Philodinida; Philodinidae
Source: the annotation of a GenBank genome assembly